AUGGCGAACCUUCCGUUUCCGCAUUCGAGCGCGCCGCUCAAAACUGUUGAGGAGAUUCAGUUUGGUUUGUUGUCCCCGGAGGAGAUCAAAAAUAUGAGCGUUGCGCACAUUCUCUAUCCCGAAACAAUGGAGGAAAACAAGACAACGCCGCGCGACGGCGGCCUCAACGAUCCCCUACUGGGUUCCAUUGAUCGCCAGUUCAAGUGCAAAACUUGCUCUCAACCGAUGAGCGAGUGUCCAGGUCACUUUGGCCACAUCGAGCUAGCGAAACCCGUCUACCACCCUGGCUUCAUCAAGAAAGUGAAGAAAGUCUUGGAGAUUGUCUGCCACAAUUGCAGCAAAGUGUUGGCCGAUGAAAGCGAUCCCGAAUUUGUUACCGCUAUUCGUACUCGCGAUCCGAAACUUCGAUUCAAGCGCGUCUGGGCUGUGUGUAAGAAGAAGCGCAAAUGUGAGAACGAGGAGCGGCAAGACAAGAACAAGGAUGAAGAGUUUGCACCUGGUGUUAAGAAUGUUGUUCUCGAGGGACAUGGCGGAUGUGGCAACAUGCAGCCACAAGUGAGACAGGCUGCACUCCAACUCAAGGCUGCUUUCGAAGUCACCUCGGAGGAGGGCCCGAAGAGAAAGGAAACCGUCAAUAUCAGCGCUGAAAUGGCGCAUGGUAUUCUUCGCCGCAUCUCCGAGCGCGAUCUGCACAACAUGGGCCUCAACUCGGACUAUGCCCGUCCUGAGUGGAUGAUCAUUACUGUUCUGCCCGUUCCGCCCCCUCCCGUGCGUCCUAGUAUUUCCAUGGAUGGUACUGGCACUGGCACGAGAAACGAAGACGAUUUGACCUACAAGCUUGGCGACAUUAUUCGCGCCAACGGCAAUGUCAAGCAGGCAAUUCGUGAAGGAUCGCCGCAACACAUUGCGCGCGAUUUUGAGGAGCUCUUGCAAUAUCAUGUUGCUACCUACAUGGACAACGAUAUCGCUGGACAACCACGGGCUCUUCAAAAGAGCGGGCGUCCGGUCAAGGCCAUCCGCGCCCGCCUCAAGGGCAAGGAGGGUCGUCUACGAGGUAACUUGAUGGGCAAGCGUGUCGACUUUUCUGCACGUACCGUUAUUACUGGCGACGCCAACUUGUCGUUGCAUGAAGUUGGUGUCCCGCGGAGUAUUGCUCGCACUCUCACAUAUCCCGAGACGGUUACACCCUACAACAUUGCUAAGCUGCAUCAGCUUGUCGAAAAUGGACCAAACGAGCACCCUGGUGCCAAGUACGUCAUUCGAUCUGACGGCACGAGAAUCGAUCUACGGCACCACAGACGUGCGGCUCAGAUUUCCCUGGAGUAUGGAUGGAAGGUCGAACGCCAUCUUAUCGAUGGCGAUUACAUCAUCUUCAACCGUCAACCCUCUCUACACAAGGAAUCCAUGAUGGGCCAUCGCGUCAAGGUCAUGCCGUACUCAACUUUUCGACUGAAUCUCUCCGUCACGUCACCAUACAACGCCGAUUUCGACGGUGAUGAAAUGAACUUGCACGUGCCUCAGACCGAAGAAACUCGAGCUGAAAUCAAGGAGCUCUGUCUCGUUCCUAACAACAUUGUCUCGCCUCAGAAGAAUGGCCCUCUCAUGGGUAUCGUCCAGGAUUCUCUGGCAGGUGUCUACAAGCUCUGCCGCCGUGACACAUUCAUCGACAAGGAGUUUGUUCAGAAUCUCAUGCUCUGGGUCCCCAACUGGGACGGCGUCAUUCCUCAACCGGCUAUUUUGAAACCCAGACCUCGCUGGACUGGUAAACAGAUUAUCAGCAUGGUCAUCCCUCCCGAGAUCAGUCUGUACAGCAAGGAAGACAAGCUGGACAAUCCUAAGCAUGAUGCUGGCCUGCUUAUUCAAAGUGGCGAGCUCAUGUAUGGUCUGCUCAAGAAGAAGAACGUCGGUGCUGCCUCAGGUGGUAUCAUUCACUUGUGCUAUAAUGAAUUGGGACCCGAAGGCGCUAUGGCGUUCUUGAACGGUGUCCAACAGGUCGUCACCUACUGGCUGUUGAACACUGGCCACAGCAUCGGUAUUGGUGAUACCAUUCCUGAUAAGCAAACCAUCGAGAAGGUUCAGGCUCACAUUGACGAGCACAAGGCCGAGGUCGCGCGCCUGACUGCUCAGGCUACAGCCAACGAGCUGGAAGCUCUACCUGGCAUGAACGUUCGUGCUACAUUCGAGAACAAGGUCUCCAUGGCUCUUAACAUGGCUCGUGACCAGGCUGGUACUUCAACUCAGAAGAGUUUGAAGGAUUCCAACAACGCCGUCACCAUGGCUGAAUCCGGUUCCAAGGGUUCUUCCAUCAAUAUCUCGCAGAUGACGGCGCUUGUGGGUCAGCAGAUUGUUGAAGGAAAGCGUAUCCCUUUCGGCUUUAAGUAUCGAACGCUGCCUCACUUCACCAAGGACGAUUAUUCCCCCGAAGCCCGUGGCUUCGUGGAGAAUUCGUACCUUCGUGGCCUGACCCCUACGGAAUUCUUCUUCCACGCCAUGGCUGGUAGAGAAGGUCUCAUUGAUACUGCGGUCAAGACAGCCGAGACUGGUUACAUUCAGCGACGUCUUGUCAAGGCUCUUGAAGAUCUCAGCGCGCGCUACGAUGGAACCGUGCGCAACUCGCUCGGUGACGUUAUUCAAUUCUUGUACGGUGAAGAUGGUCUCGAUGCUAUGUGCAUUGAAAAACAGAGACUUGGCACCAUCAAGAUGUCUGACGCUGCCUUUGAGAGACAAUACCGCCUGGAUCUUGCCAACCCUCCAGACUGGUUCCGCAAGGACUAUGAGUACGGCAACGAGCUGGCUGGCGACAAGGCUUCCAUGGAAUUGCUGGACAUGGAGUGGGAUGCCUUGCUUGCUGACAGACGCGCUGUUCGCAACAUCAACAAGUCCAAGAUGGGCGAAGAGAUGAUGCAGCUUCCUCUCAACAUCGGCCGUAUUAUUGAGAGUGCCAAGCGCGUCUUUAACAUCCGUGAGACUGACCGCAGCAACCUUCGCCCCUCCGAUGUUAUCACUACUGUGCAGACUCUGCUGUCGAACAUGAAGAUUGUGCGCGGCAGCGAUCCCAUUUCGCUGGAGGCCGAUUACAAUGCCACCAUUCUCUUCAAGGCACUUUUGCGCUCUCGUCUUGCCUUCAAAGAGAUUGUGUACGUCCAUCGCUUGAACAAGCUUGCAUUCGACCACGUCGUCGGCGAGCUCCAAAAUCGCUGGGACCGAGCCUUCGUCAGCCCUGGCGAGAUGGUCGGUGUUCUUGCUGCGCAGUCCAUUGGUGAGCCUGCUACUCAGAUGACACUCAACACUUUCCACUUCGCUGGUGUGUCUUCUAAGAACGUUACUCUUGGUGUGCCGCGUCUCAAGGAAAUUCUCAACUUGGCCAAGAAUAUCAAAACCCCCAGCAUGGCCGUCUACCUGGACACAAAGCUGGGCACUCAGGAGCAGGCCAAGAAGCUCCGUAGUCUGGUCGAAUAUACCAACCUGCGCUCUGUCACAUCAGUCACCGAAAUCUACUACGACCCUGAUGUGCAAGCUACCAACAUUGCCGAAGAUGUGGAUAUGGUCGAAUCGUACUUUAUGAUUCCCGAUGAUGCUCAAGACACCAUCCACCGACAGUCGCGUUGGCUCCUCCGUAUCACUCUUGACCGCCAAAAACUUCUGGACAAGGGAAUCAAGAUUGAUGAUGUUGCUGCAUGCAUUAAGGAGGAGUACGCUAACGAUUUGGCAAUCAUUUUCUCGGACAACAACGCUGAGGAACAAGUCAUCCGUAUCCGUACCAUCCGCAAGGAUGACGGUAAGGAUGAAGAAUCUGACACUAGGAUUGAAGACGAUGUUAUGCUUAAGCGUCUUGAGGCUCACUUGCUUGAUACCAUGACUCUGCGCGGUGUCCCUGGUAUCGAGAGAGCAUUCUUGACCAAGGGUACCCGCCUGGUUGAGGAUGACGACGGCUCUGAGCUGGCUCUCAAGGAUAACCCGAAAUGCACGCAGUGGUACCUGGAUACCAGUGGUUCAGCCCUCCGAGAGGUGCUCGCUGUCCCCGGUGUCGAUCCCAGAAGAACCUACAGUAACGACCUGUACCAGAUUACUGAGGUCUUCGGUGUCGAGGCUGUUCGAUCCGCGCUUGUCAAGGAAUUGACCAACGUUUUGGCCUUUGACGCCUCGUAUGUCAACCAUCGUCAUAUUGCUCUUCUUUGCGAUAUUAUGACCUAUCGUGGUGUCAUCUCGGCUGUCACUCGUCAUGGUAUCAACCGCGCUGAUACUGGUGCGCUGAUGCGUUGUUCCUUUGAAGAGACGGUCGAGAUUCUACUCGAGGCUGCUGCGACUGGUGAACUCGACGACUGCCGUGGUAUCUCCGAAAACGUCAUGCUUGGUCAGCUUGCGCCAAUGGGUACUGGCAACUUUGACGUGUACCUGGACCCCAAGAUGUUGGAGACGGUCAUUUCAGACAACUCUCGCAUGGGUCUCAUGCCUGGCAUGCCCACCAAAGAUGGCGAGGGCGAGGGUGCUGCCACCCCGUACGACAGUGCCUCACCGAUGGGUGACUCUGGCUACCUCAGCAUGGCCUCUCCUGCUGCGGGUAACUUCUCUCCUAUUCAGGGUGCUGGGUCAGAAACACCGACUGGCUUCAAUACCGAGUAUGGUGGUGGUUUCGGUGCCAAUGGUUCUAUGAGCCCGUACUCGCGCGGUGCAACCAGUCCAUUCAGCACAUCGCCGACAUCGCCAUUCAGCUCGGGUAUGGGAGGCUACUCGCCAUCCUCGCCCAACACAGGCUACUCACCUACGUCGCCCAUGCUGGACGGUGGUGCUCGCUACGCCACCUCGCCUUCAUUUAGCCCAUCGUCGCCGUCUUUCUCGCCAACGUCGCCUAUGCUGCGGCCGACGAGCCCGGCCAGCCCGAACUACAGCCCAACGUCGCCCAGCUACUCGCCGACGUCACCGACUUCGCCGCGACACUACUCACCGACGUCGCCAGCCCAGUUCAACUCGCCGACGUCUCCGAGCUACUCCCCAGCCAGUCCCAACUACAGCCCUGCAUCCCCCAAUCUGCACGGCGGCGCCACCUCGCCAUCGUACUCGCCCGCGUCGCCCUCGUGGUCACCGACGUCACCCGACGCCUACUCGCCGACGAGCCCGAGCUUCGGACGCAGUCCUGGUCAGCAGCUGUCACCGACGAGUCCCGGUUACUCUCCAACGUCGCCUCAGUUCUCUCCUCGCACGCCCGGCCCCUCAGGCUCUGGCGGAGAUUCUGGAAGUGGCAACCAGUACUCACCUAGCUCGCCGAAGAAUGAGUGA
Messenger RNA from Cordyceps fumosorosea ARSEF 2679, 5277 nucleotides. Its product is annotated as DNA-directed RNA polymerase II largest subunit. Gene Ontology annotation, molecular function: DNA binding. The transcript has 2 exons. The record is from RefSeq and is a predicted model, not a curated record. NCBI's taxonomy places the organism in Eukaryota, Fungi, Ascomycota, Sordariomycetes, Hypocreales, Cordycipitaceae. Gene Ontology annotation, cellular component: RNA polymerase II, core complex. Bases 1 to 5277 code for a protein of 1758 amino acids. Gene Ontology annotation, biological process: transcription by RNA polymerase II.